AUGGACCCGAGGGUCAUUCGUGGACUACCUAGGGAGAUGUCAAUCGAUGACGUCAAAGAGGAUCUAGUGAGCCAAGGUAUCGCAGACGCCGAGGUUCAGCAGAUGACCUCAAGGACCACCAAGAAGCCACUUCCGCUCUUCCUCGUCAAGACGAAGAUGCCGGAAAAGCUUCUAGAGGUCCAGAGGCUGGCCAUGCUCACGGUCAGCUUCGAGAGAAAGAAAAAGUCCACCGAGCCCAGCUAA
Messenger RNA from Acanthoscelides obtectus, 243 nucleotides. NCBI's taxonomy places the organism in Eukaryota, Metazoa, Arthropoda, Insecta, Coleoptera, Chrysomelidae. The record is from the annotation of a GenBank genome assembly.